AUGGAACCAGAAAACCAAACAGAGGUCUCAGAAUUCCUCCUUCUGGGGCUCUCAGAAAAACCUGAGCAUCAGCCCUUCCUCUUUGGGCUGUUCCUGUCCAUGUACCUGGUCACCACCACUGGAAACCUGCUCAUCAUCCUGGCCAUCAUCACUGACUCCCACCUCCACAUACCCACGUACUGCUUCCUCACCAACCUGUCCCUUGUCGACAUCUUCUUGUCCUCCACCACAGUCCCCAAAAUGCUGGUGAACAUCCAGACCCAGAGAAGAGCCAUCCCUUUUGCAGGCUUCCUGGUGCAGAUGUACACCUCCCAUCUGUUCGGCACCAUGCACAGCUUCCUCCUGGCCAUGAUGGCCAUUGACGGCUUCGUGGCAAUUGUCCACCCUCUGCACUACUUGGUCAUCAUGAGCCCCCGUGUGUGUAGGCUGCUAGUGGGAGGCCCGUGGGUGAUCACCAACCUCCAGUCCCUCAUGCACACCUGCCUCAUGGCCCAGCUCAGCUUCUGCACCGGCUCCGAGAUCCCCCACUUCUUCUGCGACCUCAUGCCCCUGCUGAAGCUCUCCUGCUCUGACAAACACACCCAUGAGCUGGUCGUCUCUGCUUUUGGCAUUUUCAUGGGCCUCAGCCCGCUGUCCUGCAUCCUUCUCUCCUUCAUCUGCAUCUCCUGCAAGGUCUUUAAGAGCCCUUCUGCCCAGGGCAAGUGGAAAGCCUUCUCCACCUGUGGCUCCCACUUCACUGUGGUGUCACUGCUCUACGGGACCAUCUUCGCACUGUACCUGCAGCCCGCAUCACCCACCUCCUCACAGAAAGACAAGGCAGCAGCCCUGAUGUGUGGGGUGGUCAUCCCCAUGCUGAACCCCUUUAUCUACAGCCUAAGGAACAAGGAUAUAAAGGUGGCUCUGAGGAAGCUCAUAGGCAAAGCAGCCUCCUCUAGUUCUAGACCAGAAAAGUUAUUGGGUGUCUACUGCAUCCAAUACCUCCUUGGGGACAUAGAGAUGGAUCCCAUCUGCCAUUCCAAGGGCUCAGAGGUCACCUCCCAGGACCUGGUCAAGGGCCAGACCUUUGUUUGGAAUGUGCAGGGUGUGGACAACCCAGGCCUGCUGAGUUAG
Messenger RNA from Trichechus manatus latirostris (Florida manatee), 1110 nucleotides. Its product is annotated as olfactory receptor 1I1. NCBI's taxonomy places the organism in Eukaryota, Metazoa, Chordata, Mammalia, Sirenia, Trichechidae. Gene Ontology annotation, cellular component: plasma membrane. Gene Ontology annotation, biological process: G protein-coupled receptor signaling pathway. The record is from RefSeq and is a predicted model, not a curated record. Gene Ontology annotation, molecular function: G protein-coupled receptor activity; olfactory receptor activity.